Messenger RNA from Perognathus longimembris pacificus (Pacific pocket mouse), 4498 nucleotides. RefSeq names its product microtubule affinity regulating kinase 2 (gene Mark2). Lineage: Eukaryota; Metazoa; Chordata; Mammalia; Rodentia; Heteromyidae. The coding region runs from base 587 to 2791 and encodes 734 amino acids. Gene Ontology annotation, cellular component: cytoplasm. Gene Ontology annotation, molecular function: ATP binding; protein serine/threonine kinase activity; tau-protein kinase activity. Gene Ontology annotation, biological process: microtubule cytoskeleton organization; protein phosphorylation; intracellular signal transduction. The transcript is spliced from 18 exons. The record is from RefSeq and is a predicted model, not a curated record.
UGGGUUUCCGUAAACAGAGCCGAAGCUGUGCGUCGGGAGUCGUGGAGGUGUGCGCGUCCCCGGGGGUUUCCGUCUUCGGCUGCUUCCGGCCUUCUCCGGUCGUCCCUAGCGGGGAGGAGAAGGAGCCGCCCCCUCCCGUUCCUAGUUGCUUCGGAGGUUUCCGGCGGCGGCCGGCGGAAAGAGCCGAAGGCCGGCGGUGGUGGCGGCCAUGUUGGGAGCAGCAGGUCCGGUGGCGGCUGCCUGUGUGCCGGGCGCGGAGCAGUGCGGCUGAGGGCAGGGGAGGAGCGAGGCGGGCGGCCGGCUGCGGCGGCUGAGAGUAGGCGGAGCGGCGCGGCCGGGCCGAAAGGCGGCACAGCCCAGCCGGGGGUCGGGGGGGGUGCGGUCCGGAGCCGCUCGGAGCCGGCGCGGCCUAGCCCGAGCGGCGCAUCCCCGGGCUGGCGUGAGCGGGUGUCCGGCCUCCCCGCACCCCCGGCCGGGGCCCAUGCGGCGGGUGCUCCUGCUGUGAGAAGCCCCGCCCGGCCGGGCUCCGCGCCUUCCCUUUCCUCCCUCCAAGCUUCUCGGUUCCCUCCCCUGAGAUACCGGCGCCAUGUCCAGCGCCCGGACCCCCCUACCCACGCUGAACGAGAGGGACACGGAGCAGCCCACCUUGGGACACCUUGAUUCCAAGCCCAGCAGUAAGUCCAACAUGCUGCGGGGCCGCAACUCAGCCACUUCUGCUGACGAGCAGCCCCAUAUUGGCAACUACCGGCUCCUUAAGACCAUUGGCAAGGGUAACUUUGCCAAGGUGAAGUUGGCCCGGCACAUCCUGACUGGGAAAGAGGUAGCUGUGAAGAUUAUUGACAAAACUCAACUGAACUCCUCCAGCCUUCAGAAACUCUUCCGUGAAGUGAGAAUAAUGAAGGUUUUGAAUCAUCCCAACAUAGUGAAGUUAUUUGAAGUCAUCGAGACUGAGAAGACGCUCUACCUUGUCAUGGAGUAUGCCAGUGGAGGAGAGGUAUUUGAUUACCUUGUAGCUCACGGCCGGAUGAAAGAAAAGGAGGCUCGAGCCAAAUUCCGUCAGAUAGUGUCUGCUGUACAGUACUGUCACCAGAAGUUUAUCGUCCAUAGAGACCUAAAGGCAGAAAACCUACUCUUGGAUGCUGAUAUGAACAUCAAGAUUGCAGACUUUGGCUUUAGUAACGAGUUCACCUUUGGGAACAAGCUGGAUACCUUCUGUGGUAGUCCCCCUUAUGCCGCCCCAGAACUCUUCCAGGGCAAAAAGUAUGAUGGCCCCGAGGUGGAUGUGUGGAGCCUGGGAGUCAUCCUCUAUACACUGGUCAGCGGAUCCUUGCCUUUUGAUGGACAGAACCUCAAGGAGCUACGGGAGCGAGUUCUGAGGGGAAAGUAUCGGAUCCCAUUCUACAUGUCCACGGACUGUGAAAACCUGCUGAAGAAAUUUCUCAUUCUUAAUCCUAGCAAGAGAGGCACUUUAGAGCAAAUCAUGAAAGAUCGGUGGAUGAACGUGGGGCAUGAAGAUGAUGAACUGAAGCCUUAUGUGGAGCCCCUUCCUGACUACAAAGACCCUCGACGGACAGAGUUAAUGGUGUCCAUGGGUUACACGCGGGAAGAAAUCCAGGACUCACUGGUGGGCCAGAGGUACAACGAGGUGAUGGCCACCUAUCUGCUCCUGGGCUACAAGAGCUCUGAGCUGGAAGGUGACACUGUCACCUUGAAGCCCCGGCCUUCAGCUGAUCUGACCAACAGCAGUGCCCCAUCCCCAUCCCACAAGGUACAGCGCAGUGUCUCCGCCAACCCCAAGCAGCGGCGCUUCAGCGACCAGGCUGGCCCUGCCAUUCCCACCUCCAACUCCUACUCUAAGAAGACUCAGAGUAACAAUGCAGAAAAUAAGCGGCCUGAGGAAGACCGGGAGUCAGGGCGGAAAGCCAGCAGCACUGCUAAAGUGCCUGCCAGCCCUCUGCCAGGCCUGGAGAGGAAGAAGACCACCCCCACCCCCUCCACGAACAGUGUCCUCUCCACCAGCACAAACCGAAGCAGGAAUUCUCCGCUUUUGGAGAGAGCCAGCCUCGGCCAGGCCUCCAUCCAGAAUGGAAAAGACAGCACAGCCCCCCAGCGUGUCCCUGUCGCCUCCCCCUCCGCCCACAACAUCAGCAGCAGUGGUGGAGCCCCAGAUCGAACUAAUUUCCCCCGGGGUGUGUCCAGUCGAAGCACCUUCCACGCUGGGCAGCUCCGACAGGUGCGGGACCAACAGAAUUUGCCCUACGGCGUGACCCCAGCCUCUCCCUCUGGCCAUAGCCAGGGCCGGCGGGGGGCCUCCGGGAGCAUCUUCAGCAAGUUCACCUCCAAAUUUGUCCGCAGAAAUCUGUCUUUCAGGUUUGCCAGAAGGAACCUGAAUGAACCUGAAAGCAAAGACCGAGUGGAGACGCUCAGGCCUCACGUGGUCGGUGGCGGCGGAGGCAAUGACAAAGAAAAGGAGGAAUUCCGGGAGGCCAAGCCCCGCUCGCUCCGUUUCACGUGGAGCAUGAAGACCACGAGCUCCAUGGAGCCCAACGAGAUGAUGCGGGAGAUCCGCAAGGUGCUGGACGCCAACAGCUGCCAGAGCGAGCUGCACGAGAAGUACAUGCUGCUGUGCAUGCACGGCGCGCCGGGCCACGAGGACUUCGUGCAGUGGGAGAUGGAGGUGUGCAAACUGCCGCGGCUCUCUCUCAAUGGCGUUCGGUUUAAGCGGAUAUCAGGCACCUCCAUGGCCUUCAAAAACAUUGCCUCCAAAAUAGCCAACGAGCUGAAGCUUUAACAGCUGCCAGGAGGGGGACCGCAGAGACCGCCCGCGCCCUGCCCGCGCCCGCGGCCCGGCUGCCGGGCCCAGCCUGCGCGGCCCCGGCCCCAGCACCGGGCCGAGACUGCAGGAUGGAUGGAGGUGUCUCCCCUGCUGGCACUUGUCCCCUCCCAGGCCCUGCUCCGGUGUUCUUCUUCCAUGUUUGUGAGGGUUGGGAGAGGGCGCUCCCCCCCUCCCCACAUCUACCCCUGCCCCAGAUUCCCCCCUUCCCCUCUCCCCUCAGGAGGCAAAGGAAGGGGAGGGGCAGGGGGCGGGGCUCCCCCAAGGUACUGCGGUUGCACAGAGUAUUUCGCCUAAACCAAGAAAUUUUUUAUUACCAAAAAGAAAAAAGAAAAAAAAAAAUCCCAGCGGCCACCUUUCCUCCCUGCCCCACUGGGACAGUCGAGACUGGAUCUGUGGGGUGUCCGGGAGGGUGGCUCAGGGCUGGAACUCUCAGGCAAGAGUGGUGGAGUUCCCUGGCAGGCCCUCCGCCAGGCCCACUUUGGGCUUCUCCCCUCUCCUCCCUCCUUCCCCUCCAAUCGACCCACCAGAGGUGGCCUUCCCCUCCCUCAGGCCCCUGGGCCGCAGGCCUGGGCGCUGGGGCUGGCGAGGGCGGGGCUCGGCGGGGGCCCCGGCCCCCCCAUACUGUACCCUCUGCCCCACCUUUCCCAGAGCCCGGCGUUUCCUUCCACGAGCUGCUGUGGGGACAUUUGCUCCCCUCCUCAAGUCUGUGCCAUCUUCUCCCGCCCCUCGGUAGAAGGCGGGGCUGACCCCAGGGCGGGGAGAGGGGAGAGGGGAGGGGACGGCGCGCAGAGGCCCCUCCGCCCCCAGGGGCCGCCUGGGCCACCCGUCCCCGAAGUGGGAUGCCGGCUACUCCAUUCUGGGAGAGCCUUUGUCUGAAAGCACAGCCCCUCGCCCAUCCCCCGCCCCUGCUUUCCUCCCCCUCAUUGGCAUUAAUCUGGGCACCAGCUCGGUCUGUAGCAGACUUCCUGCACCACUCUCAUCUCUCGGCCUUGCCUUUUCUUCCUGACACUGUCGCCCCUCCUCUCAGGAGACUGCCCAGGGCCUCCACGGGCCGCCUGGCGGAAGGCUGGAUUGGGCGGCAGGGCCGGGAGCGCCUGUCCUGACAGAUGGGUAACCGACUCCCGCCCGGCCGCCUGGCCAGCGUGGGAGCGGGUGGCAGUGGGCGCUUGGCUGGUGGUGGCCACUGCAUCCCUUAAUUUAUUUCUCUGCUGUUUCAGUUCUUGAGAAAUUGGGGGAGUCCUACCGAGGCUGCCCCUGCCCUCACUUGAGUUGUACAUUUUUUUUUUGUGAUGGGUUUUAUUUUUUAUUAUUUUAUUAUUUUUUUUUUUGAUUAAUGAUGACUCUGCCCCUAUCCACCCCUGCUCCCAGGCCAGGCUCAGCCACAUGUCAAGCCCUUGGGUCCCAGGAAGGGGCCUUGCCAACCUCAGCCCUCCAGCCCUGCGCUCCCACUGGCUCCGGCUCAGACCAAGGGCUCCCCUCCCACCCUGUGGAACAGCCUGGGUGCUCCAAGGGGGCUGGGAAGGCAUGGCUUGGCCCCCAAGGGGGUAGGGGCCAGGGGCACCCAGGCAAGGUGGUCUCUUCCCCACCUAGCCCCUCCUCCCACCCUGCACUUAGUUUUUCCUCUGGAUCAAACACGUAAUAAAGAGAAUGUUUGGAAUCUGA